Adineta ricciae is the source of this 357-nucleotide messenger RNA. The record is from the annotation of a GenBank genome assembly. NCBI's taxonomy places the organism in Eukaryota, Metazoa, Rotifera, Eurotatoria, Adinetida, Adinetidae.
AUGAGCAUCUUCGGUUAUCUCACUUAUCGGAAUAUUCACUCAACGCGAGCGCUUGCUGAACAACAAGCGGAUCGUCAAUUGAUGAAAAUGAUUUUAAUUGAAACCGUAUUAGUUAUAAUCAGUUACAUACAAUAUGGAGUCAAUGGCGCUUAUACAGUAAUCACUGCUGGAAUGGUCAAAGACAGCAAUCGACUAAGCAUUGAAAAUUUUGUUGCCACGUUGUCGAAUUUGAUGUGUUAUUUAUAUUUUUCGGGAAGUUGUUAUAUGUUUAUGUUAUCAUCGAGUCGUUUUCGUGCAGCAGUCAAACGACUAUUUUGCUGUCUGCGAGCAACAAAUCAGAUCAAUCCAAAUAUCUAA